GCGGAUCCCGAGUGGAGCCGGCCGCUGCGAGCGAGCGCACCCAGCCGGCGGAGUCGCCGCGCCCCGCAGCCGCACCGGCUGGUCUCCCGCCUUUUCUGGGGCCCCCGGGAUGGGGAGUCGCCGGGUUCUGAUCCAGCCGCGGGUUGGCCUCUGCCUGCUCCUGGCCUCGCUGCAGCUUCUGCCCCAGACUCAGGCCGCAGACCCCGUGGAUGUGCUGAAGGCCCUGGGCGUGCGGGGGGGCCUGGCUGGGGUCCCUGAGGGGCCUGGCCUCUGCCCCGACAGGGCCCCGGAGGGCGACCGGGCAUUCAGGGUAGGCAAAGCCAGCACGCUCGGCAUCCCCACGCAGGAGCUCUUCCCAGACACGCACUUUCCUGAGAACUUCUCUGUGUUGACCACUCUGCGGGGCCAGCCAGCCAACCAGUCUGUCCUUUUAUCCAUUUAUGACAAGGGCGGUGCCCGGCAGCUGGGCCUGGUGCUGGGGCCGGCGCCGGGCCUCCUAGGGGACUCCUUGAGCCCCCUCCCCGAGCAGGUCAACCUCAUGGAUGGCAGGUGGCACCGUGUGGCAGUCAGUGUGGAUGGCGGGGUAGUGACCCUGGUGGCUGACUGUGAGCCUCAGCACCCCGUGUUGGGCCAGGGGACUCGAUUCAUCAGCACAGCGGGCCUCACUGUUCUGGGAACCCAGGACCUCGGGGAAGAGACUUUUGAGGGAGAUAUUCAGGAGCUGCUGAUAAGCCCAGACCCCCAGGCUGCCUUCCAAGCCUGCGAGAAGUACCUUCCUGGCUGUGACAGCGUGGAUCCUACAGCCCCAGGGGUUCCUCAGCUUGACCCAGAAGCCCCUCCCCGUCGACGGAAGGGGAAGGGAAAAGGGAGGAAAAAGGGGCGAGGUCGUAAGGGGAAGGGCAGGAAGAAGAACAAGGCGACUCUGAGCCCGAGUCCUCCUCCCGGCUCCCUGGACAACCAGACCUCCCCUGACGCCCGCGAGGCAGAGACACCAGAUCCGAGUCGGCUUCCGACUCCCACACCUUUGGUUAUCAGCCCCACCGGGAGCACUGGCCGCAAUGUCACCGCGCCGGAGGGGAGUCUGGACUCAGGCAGUGGAACUGAACCGGGGACCCCAGAGACAGCGGUAGCCAGAGAAGAAGAAGAAGGAGAUGGCCCCACCCUGGGCCCCCACUUCCGGGCAGCAGAACAGUUAUUUCGGUCUGAGUUCCAGCUCUUCCCGGGCGCCGGAGAGAAGGGGGCCAAAGGGGAGCCCGCCGCGACUGAGCCGGGGCAGCAGUUUGAAGGACCUCCAGGAGCCCCAGGACCCCAAGGGGUGGUCGGCCCCUCGGGCCCUCCUGGCCCCCCAGGAUUCCCUGGGGACCUUGGUCUGCCGGGCCCUGCUGGCCGCCCAGGAAUCCCUGGCAUUGAUGGGAUCCGAGGCCUACCAGGCACUGUGAUCAUGAUGCCGUUCCAGUUUACAAGUGGCUCCUUCAAAGGACCCCCAGUCUCCUUCCAGCAGGCCCAGGCUCAGGCUGUGCUGCAACAGGCUCAGCUUUCUAUGAAAGGCCCCCCUGGCCCGGUGGGACUGACUGGGCGCCCAGGCCCCGUGGGUCUCCCUGGGUAUCCAGGUCUGAAAGGAGAGAUGGGAGAAAUGGGGCCACAGGGCCCCCGAGGCCUUCAGGGACCGCUUGGGCCCCCUGGCCGAGAGGGAAAGAUGGGCCGCUCUGGAGCAGAUGGUCCUCGGGGCCUCCCAGGGGACACGGGACCUAAGGGUGAUCGGGGCUUUGAUGGCCUGCCAGGGCUGCCUGGUGAGAAGGGCCACAGGGGUGACUUUGGCCACGUGGGGCAGCCUGGGCCCCCCGGAGAGGAUGGUGAAAAGGGACCAGAGGGGCCUCCAGGGCCCACUGGCCAGGCCGGGGAGCCGGGCGCCCGCGGACUGAUUGGCCCUCGAGGCUCCCCCGGCCCCCUGGGACACCCGGGUGUAGUUGGAAUUGAUGGUGCUCCGGGAGCCAAAGGAAAUGUGGGUCCCCCAGGAGAACCAGGUCCUCCAGGACAGCAGGGAAAUCCUGGGUCCCAGGGACUCCCCGGCCCCCAGGGACCCAUUGGCACUCCUGGAGAGAAGGGCCCCCCUGGGAAUCCAGGAAUCCCAGGCCUCCCCGGAUCUGAUGGCCCUCCGGGUCACCCAGGCCAUGAGGGCCCCAUGGGAGAAAAGGGGGCCCAGGGUCCACAAGGGUCGGCAGGCCCCCCGGGCUAUCCUGGAUCUCGGGGUGUGAAGGGUACCUCUGGCAACCGGGGCCUCCAGGGGGAGAAAGGAGAAAAGGGAGAGGAUGGCUUCCCGGGCUUCAAGGGCGAUGGGGGGCUUAAAGGCGAUCGGGGGCAGCCCGGACCCCCAGGUGCCCGGGGUGAAGAUGGUCCUGAAGGGUCAAAGGGGCAAGAGGGGCUGGCUGGCGAGGAAGGACCCCCAGGCUCGGCUGGGGAGAAGGGCAAGUUGGGGGUGCCAGGGCUCCCAGGUUACCCAGGACGCCCGGGCCCUAAGGGAUCUAUUGGCUUUCCUGGGCCCCAGGGACCAUUAGGAGAGAAAGGGAAGCGGGGGAAGGCAGGGCAGCCAGGCCUGGAAGGAGAGCGGGGACCACCUGGCUCCCGUGGAGAGAGGGGGCAGCCAGGUGCCACAGGGCAGCCAGGCCCCAAGGGCGAUGUGGGCCAGGACGGAGCCCCCGGAGUCCCUGGAGACAAGGGCCUUCCAGGUCUGCAAGGUCCUCCUGGGUUCUCUGGGCCAAAGGGUCCCCCUGGCCCCCAAGGCAAAGAUGGGCGCCCUGGACACCCUGGACAGAGAGGAGAAUUGGGCUUCCAAGGUCAGACAGGUCCACCUGGACCAGCCGGUGUCCUGGGCCCUCAGGGAAAAACUGGAGAGGCAGGGCCUCUAGGUGAAAGGGGGCCCCCAGGCCCCCCUGGACCUCCUGGUGAACAAGGUCUUCCGGGCCUGGAAGGCAGAGAGGGCGUCAAGGGAGACCUGGGGCCGCCAGGACCCCUUGGAAAGGAAGGGCCCCCUGGACCCAGGGGCUUCCCCGGUCCCCAAGGAGCUCCGGGAGACCUGGGACCUACUGGUUUGAAGGGUGACAAGGGCCUUCUGGGCCCCUUAGGGGCCAACGGCUCCCCUGGGGAACGGGGUCCUGUGGGCCCAGCAGGAGGCAUUGGGCUUCCUGGCCAGAGUGGAGGCCAAGGCCCUGUUGGUCCUGCAGGCGAGAAGGGGUCCCCGGGCGACCGUGGCUCCCCCGGCCCCACUGGCAAAGAUGGGAUCCCAGGGCCCCUGGGGCUCCCUGGACCCCCAGGAGCUGUAGGGCCUUCCGGUGAGGAUGGCGACAAGGGGGAAGUGGGCGCUCCUGGUAGCAAGGGGAGCAAAGGUGAUAAGGGAGAUGCGGGCCCACCUGGACCAACAGGGAUACGAGGCCCUGUGGGGCACCCAGGCUCCCCGGGAGCAGAUGGGGCUCAGGGACGCCGAGGACCCCCAGGCCUCUUUGGGCAGAAAGGAGAUGACGGAGUGAGAGGCUUCGUGGGGGUGAUCGGCCCCCCUGGCCUGCAGGGGCUGCCAGGCCCUCCUGGAGAGAAGGGGGAGGUCGGAGACGUAGGGUCUAUGGGCCCCCACGGAGCUCCAGGCCCUCGGGGUCCCCAUGGCCCCAGCGGAUCUGAGGGCUCUCCAGGGCUGCCUGGAGGAGUUGGUCAGCCAGGUGCUGUGGGUGAGAAGGGUGAGCCAGGGGAGGCUGGAGACCUAGGACCCCCAGGAACCCCAGGCAUCCCUGGACCAAAGGGAGAAGUCGGUGAAAAGGGAGACUCGGGCCCCUCUGGGGCUGCUGGACCCCCAGGCAAGAAAGGCCCCCCUGGAGAGGAUGGAGGCAAAGGGAAUGUGGGCCCCACAGGGCUCCCAGGAGAUCUUGGACCCCCUGGAGACCCUGGAAUUUCGGGUAUAGAUGGCAUCCCAGGAGAGAAGGGUGACCCUGGGGAUGUUGGGGGACUGGGGCCGCCUGGCGCUUCUGGGGAACCCGGCCCCCCAGGGCCUCCUGGCAAGAGGGGUCCUCCAGGCCCCAUGGGUCGAGAAGGCAGAGAAGGGGAGAAGGGUGCCAAGGGGGAGCCAGGUCCUGAUGGGCCCCCAGGGAGGACAGGCCCACUGGGGGCUCGAGGACCCCCUGGGCACGUGGGGCCGGAGGGCCUUCGAGGGAUCCCAGGCCCUGUGGGUGAGCCAGGCCUCCUGGGACCUCCUGGGCAGAUGGGCCCUCCUGGCCCCCUGGGGCCCUCUGGCCUCCCAGGCUUGAAGGGAGAUGCUGGCCUCAAGGGGGAAAAGGGCCACAUUGGAUUGAUUGGCCUCAUUGGUCCCCCCGGGGAGGCUGGUGAGAAAGGGGAUCAGGGGCUGCCGGGUGUGCAGGGCCCCCGGGGCCCCAAUGGAGAACCUGGUCCCCCUGGUCCCACUGGCUCUCUGGGCCACCCUGGGCCCCCAGGCGUGGCGGGUCCUCUGGGACAGAAGGGCUCUAAGGGGUCUCCAGGGUCCCUUGGUGCCCGUGGGGAUACUGGCCCUCCAGGCCCCCCAGGCCUCCCGGGCCCUUCUGCCGAGCUGCAUGGGCUUCGUCGGCGAAGGCGCUCAGUCCCUGGGGCCCCAGAGGGCGGCCUGGAGGAGAUUCUGGCCUCGCUCAUGUCUCUGAGCUUUGAGUUGGAGCAGAUGCGGCGCCCUCUGGGCACGGCCGAGCGCCCGGGCCUCGUGUGCAGUGAGCUGCGCCGCAACCACCCACACCUGCCUGAUGGGGAGUACUGGAUUGACCCCAACCAGGGCUGUGCACGGGACGCACUCAGGGUUUUCUGCAACUUCACGGCAGGAGGAGAGACCUGCUUGUAUCCCGACAAGAAGUUUGAGACCGUGAAACUGGCUUCCUGGUCUAGGGAAAAGCCAGGAAACUGGUAUAGCACAUUCCGUCGAGGGAAGAAGUUCUCCUAUGUGGACGCUGACGGCUCCCCGGUGAGCGUGGUACAGCUGACCUUCCUGAAGUUGCUGAGCGCCACCGCGCACCAGAGGUUCACGUACUCCUGCCAGAACUCUGCUGCCUGGCUGGACGAAGCUGCAGGCAACCACGGCCGCUCGCUGCGCUUCCUUGGGGCCAGUGGGGAGGAGCUGGCCUUCAACCAGACAGCAGCAGCCACCAUCGCUGUCCCUUAUGAUGGCUGCCGGCUCCGGAAGGGACAGACGAAGACUGUGCUGGAGCUGAGCUCCUCCCGAGUCGGGUUUCUGCCUCUGUGGGACGUGGCGGCCUCUGACUUUGGCCAGACGAACCAGAAGUUUGGGUUUGAAUUGGGUCCCGUCUGCUUUAGCAGCUGAGAGUCUCCGGGGGUGGGAGGGACAGUGAGGGAGCCCCAGCUGGGGGCACAUUGGUGCUGAGGCUCUGAAGCCACCGUAUUUAUGGUCUCCGGUGACUGUGGAACCAGGGGAGAGUCUGCACAUCACAGUCAAGCACUAUUCCUUCUCCAUUCCAGGGAGCUGGGGGCCCAAGAGCCCAGCACCCCCCGACGCCCCGCCGGCAUACCUGCAGUCUAGCUCUUGCCCCUCUCCACGCCCACCCAGUCCUCGACUCCUCACCCCUGAUCCCCAGCGCAGUGAACUAACUCAGAGCUGAUGAAUACCCCCCGAUGCCUCCCUCCCCCUCCUCACCCAGUGAGUGUCCUCAACACCCUUUGGUGCUACCCUUCCCAAUAGUUAAGCACUGGACAUCUCCUGAUCCCAGGCUGGGACCCCUUCGCUCCAUUCCUAUUUUCAGGUGGGUUCACAGUAAAGGAACUGAAGUCCAACUACAGGGGGAAGGAGGACUUCCCGGACUUGGCUGUGGGCUCCUUCUCCUGCCUCAGCCCAGCUCUGAAUACCGCACUCCCCCCAUCUCCCCGAAUGCACCUUGCCAUGCCAGGUGGUCUGGGGACCAAGAUGGUGGGGAUGAAUCAGGAUCCUAAUGGUGCUGCCCUAUUUAUACCUGGGUCUGUAUUAAAAGGGAAAAAUUCCCUCUGUUGUAUAUUUAAUCUGCUUUCUCCUUAGGGAAGGCUAGGAUAUGAUGAGAGAGAUUCUAGCAUGAUCCCCACCCCUCCAGGGACGUAGGGCACAGUUGGCAUCGUGAGUCGGAGAAUAAACCAGUGAACUGUG
Manis pentadactyla (Chinese pangolin) is the source of this 6151-nucleotide messenger RNA. RefSeq names its product collagen type V alpha 3 chain (gene COL5A3). The transcript is spliced from 67 exons. Lineage: Eukaryota; Metazoa; Chordata; Mammalia; Pholidota; Manidae. Gene Ontology annotation, molecular function: extracellular matrix structural constituent. Bases 110 to 5341 code for a protein of 1743 amino acids. The record is from RefSeq and is a predicted model, not a curated record.